Molecule: messenger RNA, 2079 nt
Organism: Mus pahari (shrew mouse)
Lineage: Eukaryota; Metazoa; Chordata; Mammalia; Rodentia; Muridae
Product: WD repeat-containing protein 49-like
Exons: 19
Coding region: 1-2079 (692 amino acids)
Molecular function (GO): protein binding
Source: RefSeq, a predicted model, not a curated record
AUGGGAUUCAUUGUGGGGGCAACAGAUAUCAAGGAAAAGCUAAACGAAAUAAGAAACGUUGGGAAGAAUGUCAAGACGGGGAACAGCUCAGCAUCCCUUGCUCUGCCCCAAAGGCAAGCAGAAUAUAAUCGCGCUGUGUUCCGUGUCCACAAGGGAGUCAAGGCGUUCUCCUUGUGCAGGAGGAAGAACCUGCUGGUGACAGGUGGGCUGGACCGAAUCAUCAGGGUCUGGAAUCCUUACCUGCCUGGAAAGCCGACAGGUGUGCUGAGAGGCCACAUGGCUCCAGUGAUGUAUGUACACAUCGCCUUUGAAGAAAACAAAGUGUUUUCCAUGUCUGCUGACAACACAGUCAAGAUCUGGGAUCUGGAGACCCAUGGCUGCUGCUGUACCAUCUCUUCCAAAGCCAGUGGCAUCAGGGGAGAACUAACAGCCUGCCUCUAUCUCCCCGGACCUAGAGCCCUGUGUGUGGCCACGGGGACCCUGGCUUUCCUUCACCUGAAAGUGGGAACUGUCCCAGAGCCCCACCUCGUGUGGUCCCACCAAGAGCCCGUGGUGUGCUGCAGGUACAACCCAGCCUUCAGACAUGUGGUCAGCUGCUGCGAAGCCUCCGUAGUGAAAGUGUGGGACUUUGAAACGGGAAGACAGGUGUCCGAAUUUAUUGGCACUCACGGCAAUGCUGGCAUCACCUGUCUGACCUUUGACACCAGCGGAAGAAGGCUUGUUACUGGAGGAAGGGAUGGCUGUCUGAAAAUAUGGAGCUACAACAAUGGACACUGUCUGCACACCCUUCAACAUGAUGAAAAUCAAAGUGAAGUCUGUGACUGUACCUACAUGGAGGUGAACCGAAAUAGGUGUGUCAUAGCUGUUGGAUGGGACCGAAGAAUAAAUGUGUAUUUUGACCUACCUCAAGAUUUUCAUCAUUUCCGGAAGCCUCAGCCCCACUGGCAGGAUGACCUGAACCAUGGGCACAAGGAGGACAUUCUCUGUGUGGCUCAGUGCCCGCCUUUUCUUCUGGCCACCUCCAGUUACGAUGGAGAGAUAAUAGUUUGGAAUGUCAUCUCAGGCCACAUGUACUGCAAGCUGAACACCCCCAGCCCCACGGAUGGCCAGGACUGUAGAGAAGGCCCAGAUAGAAGUGUCUCCCAGCUCGCCUUUCUAAAGACACGGCUGACGAAGUUGGAUUCAGUGUCUGCUUCCCUCAUCAGCAAUGGGCCUGGAGGUUCUGUCUGUUUCUGGAAGCUCUUUAGUGGGUCUGGUCUCGUUGCAAACUUCACUCCGUCCAGAGAAAAAGCCCAGGUGAGCGGCAUGGUGGUGACAUCAGGAGACACUCUCGCCUACCUGGCUGACCAGCACGGCUUCAUACAUGUCUAUGACAUCCAGGAGUAUGGCCUCCGGGGAACAGAGCUGCAGGCUCCCAACACCGUGACAUCCUGGAGAGCUCACGUCAGCAUGGUGACCUCCCUGGAACUGAUGGAGGAGGACAGCAUUCUGCUGUCCUCCUCCCUUGACUGCACUGUGCGCCUGUGGAGCCAGGACGGGGCAUACAUAGGGACCUUUGGGCAGAAUCGCCCCUGGGAUGUUUUCACUCCCGACUCCUGGGGUCACCCAAGAGUCCCCUUUGAGAUUCUGACGGACCCUCGGAGCAUGCCUACCCACCCGGUACUGGAAACAGAUGUUCCUGCUGGAUCCUCGGGAGGACGGCAGGAGCAGGACCACGGGACUGAGGAGAAGGUCCCGUGUGAGGCUGAAAAGACCCCUAACCCUCCCUCCCCAGAAGGUCUCGUUGUUGAAGCGGAGGCGAAAGUGGAUAAGAGCCGAUGGUCUGAGUUUUGCCAUGGCAGACUACUGUCAGCACGAAGAAAACCUCGGUGGAAGAUGCCUGAGCUCAGAUGGCCCAGCAUUUACCAGGCCCUCCGGUGCCACGAGCUCGCCUUUGUAUCUGCUCUCGGGGAGAAGCCGGAUCUGUCCAUUCCAGGCUCUGACUUGUUCCCCAUUGGUUUCCGAAGCCAGGAGACGGAAGCUGAGCUACCAGAAAGGAAGAAACUCUCACCCUGGAGCAGUUUCCUGCCCGAGGGCUAA